AAGGACCGCUGCUACCCGCAGUGUGCGGGGGCCAUCGGCGGGACCCACAUCCCCAUCGCCCCCCCCAGAGACAACCCCGACCACUACAUCAACGAGAGGGGCUGGCACUCUGUGAUCCUGCAGGCGGUGGUGGACCACAACCUGUGUUUCACGGACGUCUACGCCGGUUGGCCCGGAAGCAGCAGCAGCGCCUCCGUGCUCUCCAGCUCAGACCUGUACCUGAAGGCAGAGGACCGGCCGGACGGAUACCUGUUCCCCAGAGAGAAGUCCCUGGUGUCUGACGGAGUGGAAAUCCCCGUCCACCUCAUUGGCGACGCGUCGUUCCCCCUGAAGCCGUGGCUGAUGAAAGGUUACAGCCCGGAGCACCAGCUGUCCCCCGAGCAGCGCCGCUUCUCUUACGCCCUGGCCUCCGCCCGCUCCGUGGUGGACGCUGCCUUCGCGCGGCUGAAAGGACGUUGGCGGUGUCUGCUGAAGAAGAGCGACAUCGACAUCUCCAUGAUGCCCCGAGUGGUCGCUGCGUGCUGCGUCCUGCACAACAUCUGCGAGACCCGCGGAGACGGUUUCCUCCCCGAGUGGAACGCAGAGACGGCACCUUCUGGAAGUUACCUGAGACAACCUGAGACGGAACCGUACGACGGAGACACGUACUGCACCGCCGAGGUCAUCAGAGACACCAUCACCUACAACCUGCUGACUAUACUGCAGUACUGAUCAAUAUACUGAUCAUUAUACUGAUCAAUAUACU
Messenger RNA from Morone saxatilis (striped sea-bass), 745 nucleotides. Its product is annotated as protein ANTAGONIST OF LIKE HETEROCHROMATIN PROTEIN 1. Lineage: Eukaryota; Metazoa; Chordata; Actinopteri; Moronidae. The record is from RefSeq and is a predicted model, not a curated record.